This is a messenger RNA of Penicillium lagena, 669 nucleotides long. Its product is annotated as GNAT family N-acetyltransferase. Gene Ontology annotation, molecular function: protein N-terminal-serine acetyltransferase activity; protein-N-terminal-alanine acetyltransferase activity. NCBI's taxonomy places the organism in Eukaryota, Fungi, Ascomycota, Eurotiomycetes, Eurotiales, Aspergillaceae. The coding region runs from base 1 to 669 and encodes 222 amino acids. The transcript is spliced from 2 exons. The record is from RefSeq and is a predicted model, not a curated record.
AUGUCGGAGGUAGUUUUUCACUACGAACAGCGACGCUUAGAGAAUAAUCUCGUCGCCCUAGAGCCAUUCGAUCCCAAUGUUCAUGUUGUGCGUUUCGUCGAAGAGGUUAAGACCCAUCCGGAGACCUUCACGUACAUUGCGCUCCCAGUGAUUGAAACCGAAGCGGACUUUGUAAGGGAGGUUUAUGAUCCUAGUCAGGCAUCGCCCGAGAUAUGCCUCUAUGCUGUCAUCGAUAAAGCUGCUGGUAACAAGUACGCGGGCGUUAUAUCCCUGCUAAACACGAACCCAGUCAACGCGGUCGCCGAGAUGGGCGCAAUUGUCUUCCCAGACUUUCAGCGCACCCACGUAGGAACGAAUGCGAUUGGGCUAGCCCUCCUCUAUAUGCUCGAUCCACCUCCUGCCGGGGGUCUCGGCUUGCGGCGUGUGGAAUGGCUAUGCCACGCCGAGAAUAUAGCGUCUCGAAGGACGGCAUUGCGGAUGGAAUUCGAGUUUGAAGGUAUCCUACGGUGGCAUCGGGCGUUUGCGCGCGGGAGCCCCGUGGAGGCUCUGGAGAAAAGGAAUGGCACGACGGGAGAAUUGCCAGGGAGACAUACCGCGAUCUAUUCCAUCGUCUGGGACGAGUGGGAUGAAAAGCGGCCGAGAGUGGUCGCGCGGAUGGAGCUAAAGUAA